This is a messenger RNA of Trichomonas vaginalis G3, 549 nucleotides long. RefSeq lists its product as uncharacterized. Bases 1 to 549 code for a protein of 182 amino acids. The record is from RefSeq and is a predicted model, not a curated record. Lineage: Eukaryota; Parabasalia; Trichomonadida; Trichomonadidae. The transcript has a single exon.
AUGAAAACAAAAUUAUUGAGUUAUUUUGAAGCUCAUUUAACAAGUUUGAUUAUAAAGAUUUUCAUUUUAUCAUCAGAAAAAUCCGAAAAAAAAGUUAUAAAAAUGUUUUGUUUUUCUUUUUUGUUAGCAUUGGUAAGGUCAGAGAUUAGUUCGAUACCAAUAAAUAACUUCUAUGGUUCAAUUUAUUGCAGUAACACAACAAUUAAAGACCUUGAAUUCAAACCAACUCUUUCUAACAAAAAUCAACCAUUUGGACAAGACAUUUCGAAAAUCCCAUUAACACGAUUAGAAUAUACAAACGAUACACUUCGAGAUUACGAUCCAGUUAAUGAAAACUUUGAUUAUUUAAACUUAAAUUUUUCAGAUACAGUUGUUUUCAAUCCUGUUGAGAUGCGAAACAUUGAAAUUGACACAUAUUCACCGACAAACUAUACAAUUCAUAUUGAAAACGUUCUCGAAAAGGAAUCUAUCAAGAUUUCACGAGUUUUUACAAAUUGUCCAUUUAUCUUCAUUGAAAAAACGAAAUCAAGUACAAUCAAACCAAGCUAA